UGCAAGAGCAGUACGUAUGUGGUGCAUUGUGGGAAACGCCAUUUUGUUCCGUUUUCGGUCGUGUUUGUGUCGUGAGCUUGAGACUCAGAAUCAGGUAGGCCUGGGUUCUUCAUCUAUAGUAGGCAACCUGAAUGCUUUAAAAUGGGAGGACUGACGAGUAUACAACGAUCAAAUGUACAGGAACUGGACAUUUCUGCAUCUGCCGCGUACAGAUAUCCCCCAAAGACAGGUUGCUACUUUGGCAGUUAUUUCAGUAUGGGUGGGCAGCGCUUUGACACCCCACAACCUGAGGCUUACCUCUUUGGUGAAAACACUGAUUUGAACUACCUCAGUACAAGACCUGCCCCGUUUCCCUACCCAUCACUCCAGCCCAAAGAGCCCAUCAAAACCCUCAAAAGUCUGGUCAACAUCCGGAAGGAUUCUCUCAAGCUGGUCCCAGCACUCAGGGACGAAGAGGAGAGAGGUGAUGGGCAUUAUUCCAUUGAGUUCACCUUUGACACAGAGGCGCGCACUGCCAUCACAGUCCACUUCUUUGCCCGUGAGGAGAUACAGACGGGCCAUGCUAUAUACACCGCCAGGGACCCAACCCUGAGAUCAGAGACAUUCCACUAUGAGCGUGGCUCCAGUCAGACCUUCUACCAACCAGCAUUCACCUUUGACCCCUCCACAUUUGACGAUGAUGAGUUCAACUAUAACCCGGCCAAGGAUGUCAUCCCCAUUGUGAUCCAGUGCAUCGUGGAAGAAGGUGAGGAGCAUGCGGGCCACAGCCAUGCCCUCCUAGCCACGCUGGAGCAGACUGCCGAGGCCUCCUACUACAUCAAGCCGCUCAAGCAGAAGCAGAUGGUGGACGGGGUGUACUACAUGCUGCAGGAGAUCUUUGGCAUUGAGAACAAGAACUCUGGUGAACCGGGCAAGACACCUGAAGAGGAUGAGUUUGCCGAUGACAUCGGAUCAGACUGUGUCAUCUGCAUGUCAGACCCCAGAGAUACACUCAUCCUACCCUGCAGGCACCUCUGCCUCUGCAGCACAUGUGCUGAUUCCCUGCGCUAUCAAGCCAGUUGCUGUCCCAUUUGCCGUGCACCUUUCCGAGCACUUCUGCGAAUAAGGGCACUGAGGAAGAUUGGCUCCACAGCCGUGACUCCAAACGAAGAUGAAGAGCACCAGACAAGCCAAGAGAACGUUCCCAGUGGAUAUGAAGCUGUGCCCCUCGGUGAAGCUCUCAACGGUCCAAGUCCAAUCAGAGCUGGGGCAGAAGGUGGAGCAGGAGAGAGGCUGCUUGGAUCUGCGUCCAGUGAAGGCCGAUCAAGGAGAAGUCGAAAGAAGGGUAGGACUAGCUCAGCCGCUUCUGUGCGCAGCCGCACUAGCGAGGACCAGUCGGCCGGCUACCGGGAGGAGAAUGAGACCAAGACCAACCCUAUGGCCAAUGGCAGUGUGCGUUCCUUGCCUGAUGCCAAGAAGAAGGCCAAAGUGCCGAUGGCUACCCCAGCAACAGGAGAUGUUGUGGAGCUGUUUAAAGAUGAGACAAAGUUGGCCAUGCCUCCCUUGGCCUUGCGUGAGACUCCACCCAGCUCUGCUUCAGCCGACAGCAAAUCUAGCCAUAGUACCGCCUCCCCGCAGAGCAUAUCCCAGGAAGGCUCGCUGACCUCUGAACCUCAACUGCGGUCAGCUAGGAAGGGGUCGCUGAAGUCCAAUCCGUCCAGAGACGGGAGCCAAAUGUCCUCAGAUUCCCAGACUCUAGACAGGCUUGUGGUCCAUGGAUUACAAGAGACUUCAAUCGAUGGUGAUGAUUAUCCAGAGACCAAUUCGACACUGGCCCCAGUCAUGUACGAUGAGACAGAGGAGCCCCAAAUGGCUGAGCUGUCGCAUACCAGUGCCUCGCUGGGUUACACCAUGGACCUGGAGCUGCCUGGUACCCCGCAGAGCAGCGACCCCAACGUUGGCAUAGGUGGUGGGGUGAUGGGGAACCGUGACAGCCAGGCAAGCUUCAGCAGCACCAGCAGCACCCGACAGCUGCUGGCCUCUACACCUAGCAACAUCCAGCUGGAAGAAGCUCACGAGCAGAUGGUGUAGGGCACCAUGAUUGUAUCCUGGCAUGCAACUUAAGUACUAUUCAAGUACAUUUGCUAUUGAUGUGUAUGUGAAGUACUCGACUGUAACCUCGCCUUACAUGCAACAUUCUGUCACCUGAAUGCCAGAUAAUGGAUUUGGAGCUGUGGUCAAAAGUGUCCGUUCACUUUGGACCGAGUAUAUUUAAUUACAAUGUGUUAGAUGUCACCCAUCCCUGGCUAUCAAUCUUUUUGUAGCUGGUCAGUGAUUUUUAAACACUUGUCUUGUAUAAUUUAGUUGAAGUUUUGACCAGUCAGCUUCAGCAUAAAGAACAUUACAAAGAACCGUGAAAAUCUCAAAAAUUGUAAUGAGUUCCUCCAGUCCAAUUGUAUGUAAAACUUUUGAUUGAAACCGUGAGGCUGGGUCAUAUCCCAUACAAUGAAAAGCUAUACAUAAUAGACUUGACAAAUCACUGUAACACUGUACUAUAGUACAGUGUUACAGGGGUGUUAUCGCUUAUGAGUUAUGUCGACCCUUGGAAGAAAUAGUUGGUUAUGUUACUUCUUUAGAUGAGAAACGUUUAAAGCCAGGGAAAAUACAGCUCAAAAUAAAAGCUGAAUUUUUAAGCUCCCACCACUUAAUAGCUUGGUAAAUUAGUUUGGUUUCUUGUGGUUUCUCUUUGAGUGUGUACAACUCCAUUUAGUUUGUGUUCCUGUGUUUUUGCAUCAGCGUGAAAAAAAAUUUAUGUCCAGCAUUCACGUAACCUGAAUAGCAUGUAUACGUUGCUAUAGAAUAUUUGUAUGAUUGGCUUGCAGACUAUUACUGAUCUGUCAUGAAAUGGUCAAGUUCAUUUUGCUCUGAUAACUGAUCUAGAAUAAAAUUCAGGAGUUUUAAAUGCACUCACAAAUGCAUGAUGUUGGAUAACCCCCAAGAAGAAACAUUGGUUGAUUUUAUUUUUCAUAAAUUAAAAAGAUUCCUAUGUCAGAGUAUUGAAAUGCUCCAGGACCAAGUCACUUGCAGGAUUUUCUUGGCAACUAGUUUUAACCCCAUCUUGGUUGGAAACAAAAAGCUCAGAAUCAUGAAACAGAAACCUAAAAAGCCAACUUCCAUCGUGUGUAAUUUUCCAGGAAGCCUGCAUUGAAAAGUGUAUCAUGUUUAAAGUGUCUGGUGUUGCAGUUGAGGGUUGCAGUGCAUGAGUUGUCCUUCAAGUUCCCUAUAGACCUUGCAUUGUGUGACUUGGCCUUCUAAUACAGAAAUGUAAUUAAAUGUACAUAUAUGUUGAAUGUUCAAAAUAAAUUUUUAUAUUAAUGACGGGAUGAACUUUUUGCAGAUAUGAUUGUAAAUGUUUUUAUUUCCUUCAAAAGCUGAGUUUUUGUCUUAUUCAUAGCAGUCAUUCACUUGUGUGCCAGAUGCACACAUUGAAUAAUUAUAUGUAAAAAUGAAGCUUUCUGUAAGCAGAGAUGUGUAAAUAAAUGAUCACUAAAAAACUGUGAGCACAGAUGCUUCAUCAAGCAUGGAAAAAAUGCAACUAAUUUGUUUGUGCAUGUUUAAGAAAUUAUUUUACUAUUAUUUAAUAAGUCUGAUUGGAAACAGUGCAGUAUCCAUUAAGUGUAUUUCAGUAUCUAUGUAGUAAAGCAUUACUUUGUUAAUGAAAGAAUUCCUAUUAAUUGUUCAAAUAACAACCUGAAAACAUGACUCCAGGAAAUCGUGGUAUCAUGCUAAAAUCUGCUAAAAGUUGACGUAAGGCUCUAUUUUUAAGAGUUGUUGUGUAGGUCAUGGUUACUGUCCAAGCUCUUCCGUAGUACAGCUGUCAAUAUUACCUUAAUUAGACGUGCACCUUCUCUCUCAAAAUCAGUUGAUUUCCUCUUUUUUGCGGCCGGGUGGGCACUAUUACCGCAAAAUACAUACAAAACCUGGUGCCAUUGGAAUAGCCCCUCGCCCCACCCCUUUCCUCUGAAUUCCCAGUUGCAUGUCUGCCUAACGUAUUCAGAGAAAGCAUUUUCCUUGUGAAAAUGAAGAGAUUCAAAAUAUUGUUAAUCUAGAGUAUGAAUUAAACACAUCACCGUAGUGAGAAAUUAAA
This is a messenger RNA of Acanthaster planci (crown-of-thorns starfish), 4126 nucleotides long. Its product is annotated as E3 ubiquitin-protein ligase MGRN1-like. Gene Ontology annotation, cellular component: cytoplasm. Gene Ontology annotation, molecular function: ubiquitin protein ligase activity. The record is from RefSeq and is a predicted model, not a curated record. Lineage: Eukaryota; Metazoa; Echinodermata; Asteroidea; Valvatida; Acanthasteridae. Gene Ontology annotation, biological process: protein ubiquitination.